Andrographis paniculata is the source of this 1240-nucleotide messenger RNA. RefSeq names its product protein CONSERVED IN THE GREEN LINEAGE AND DIATOMS 27, chloroplastic. The record is from RefSeq and is a predicted model, not a curated record. NCBI's taxonomy places the organism in Eukaryota, Viridiplantae, Streptophyta, Magnoliopsida, Lamiales, Acanthaceae. Bases 122 to 1099 code for a protein of 325 amino acids. The transcript is spliced from 6 exons.
GAGGCAUGCCUAUAGAGCGUGUUACGCUACCCACCACACAUUGACAUUCACAUUCACAAUCUCUGAAGUCUUUCUUAUCCGACUAAUGUAAUUUCUUAGAAUUCGAUCGAUCUGAGGAAUCAUGCUUCCAAUGAGUUAUAAUCUGUAUUGUUCGAUUCUGACCCCCACCCCCACCCCCACCCCCGCCCCCAAUUCCAAUUUAUUAUUGUGCACUACCACUACCACUAAUUUCUUCAGAGCUACACCGUCUCCUCGCCGGAAUCGGAAUCGGAAUCUCCGCCGAAGGAUCGCCGUCGUUAGGGCGGCGCUCCAAGACCAGACUGGCGGAGGAGGAGGCAGCACGCCUGGUCAGAGCUGGGAUCCGGGACUCGAAGUCCAGGUCCCCUUUGAGCAACGACCGGUAAAUGAGUAUUCGUCGCUCAAGGACGGGACCUUGUAUUCCUGGGCUGAUUUAGGUCCCGGAUCAUUCUUCCUGCGCGUUGGGGGACUCUGGCUCCUCACCUUCACGGUCCUGGGACUCCCUAUCGCCGCCGCAAGCUUCAGCCCUGCCAAGGAUCCUCUAAGGUUUGUGCUGGCUGCUGGAACAGGAACUCUUUUUCUUGUCUCACUGAUUGUCCUAAGGAUUUACUUGGGAUGGAGUUAUGUCGGGGACAGAUUGUUGUCGGCCGUCGUACCGUACGAGGAAACCGGAUGGUAUGACGGCCAAAUGUGGGUGAAGCCUCCCGAGAUUCUUGCCCGUGAUCGAUUACUCGGCUCUUACAAGGUGAAACCAGUCGUUAAAAUGUUGAAACAAACUUUAGUCGGGACAGGGGCACUUCUUGUAACAUCCGUAGCAUUGUUCUUUUUCGCUACACCAGUUGAGGAUUUUGUUCGAAAUACAUUUGUUAACGGAGACAAUCCGUCUGAGAUUCCGGUCAGCGGAAAAUUCAAAUUGCGGAAAGAGGAACUAUUAAGAUUGCCUGGCGAGAUUAUGACCGACGAUGAUCUGGCGGCAGCGGCAGCUGAAGCAGCCGGCGGCCGGCCGGUCUAUUGCACGGACCGAUUCUACCGUGCUAUGGCGGGAGGGCAAUACUGCAAAUGGGAAGAUUUGCUUAAGUGAUUGAUAUAAAAGUCAAAAUAUAUUUUAGCUAAAUAAUAUGAAAUAUCGUAAAGUAUGUAAUUUUUAAAAAAAAAUCACAAAGAACACAUUGUAAUAAAACAUCUUAUUUUUUUCAACAUAAAAUAUUACUUUUUAAUAUAA